Messenger RNA from Melanaphis sacchari, 841 nucleotides. Its product is annotated as zinc finger CCHC-type and RNA-binding motif-containing protein 1-like. The record is from RefSeq and is a predicted model, not a curated record. Gene Ontology annotation, cellular component: U12-type spliceosomal complex. Gene Ontology annotation, molecular function: RNA binding; zinc ion binding. The transcript has 5 exons. Gene Ontology annotation, biological process: mRNA splicing, via spliceosome. The coding region runs from base 127 to 813 and encodes 228 amino acids. NCBI's taxonomy places the organism in Eukaryota, Metazoa, Arthropoda, Insecta, Hemiptera, Aphididae.
UCGGCACUCGCUACUCGCAGGUCGCUUUUAAUAGUUACAAUUUUUUUCUUAUGUUUAAAGUUUAAAAUUAUCCUAAAAUAUUCUAUUAAAUGAUAUAAACAUUUUUAUUUUUAAUUAUCAUUUAUUAUGAAUAAAUUAGCUCCAAGCAAAUGUACGGUAUAUGUUUCGAAUCUGCCAUUCAAUUUAACAAACAACGAUUUACAUAAAGUAUUUGAGAAAUAUGGAAAAAUAGUUAAAGUUACUAUAGUUAAAGAUAAAACAACUCGCCAAAGUAAAGGAGUGGCAUUUGUAUUAUUUCUUAAUCAAAAUGAAGCUAACGAUUGUGUUAAAUCUACAAAUGGCAUACAAAUGUUUGGACGAACAUUAAAAAGUUCUAUUGCACUAGAUAAUGGCCGUAGUACAGAAUUUAUCAGGAAACGUCAGUAUACAGACAAAAGUUUUUGUUAUGAAUGUGGCAAAGAAGGCCAUCUUAGUUACAAAUGUCCUGAAAAUUGUUUGGGUGAACGACAGCCUCCACCUAAAAAAAAAAAAAAGAGAAAUUUAAAUAGUAAUGAAGGAUGUAGCAAACAUCAAGAUUCUUAUCCUAGCUCAGAAGAGGAUACAGAGUUUUAUGAUAAAACUAAAACUUAUAAAGAAAGAUAUAACGAUGAAGAAGAAUGUGAUAAAUCUCAUAUGGAGACAUUAAGUGCAGUAAUACAUGAGGAACAAGAAAAUAAUAUUGACUUAUCUAAAAAAGUUGAAGAAAUACAUAAAAAUAAAAAAGUAUACCGUAAAAAUCCAUACUUUAGUGAUGAAGAAGAGCUUAUUGAAUAACAAUUAUAAUAAAUAUUUUUAUUCUAUA